Messenger RNA from Oncorhynchus nerka (sockeye salmon), 498 nucleotides. Its product is annotated as SH3 and cysteine-rich domain-containing protein 3-like. Gene Ontology annotation, biological process: skeletal muscle contraction; positive regulation of protein localization to plasma membrane; positive regulation of voltage-gated calcium channel activity. The coding region runs from base 1 to 498 and encodes 165 amino acids. Gene Ontology annotation, molecular function: protein binding. Gene Ontology annotation, cellular component: extrinsic component of cytoplasmic side of plasma membrane. The transcript is spliced from 6 exons. NCBI's taxonomy places the organism in Eukaryota, Metazoa, Chordata, Actinopteri, Salmoniformes, Salmonidae. The record is from RefSeq and is a predicted model, not a curated record.
AUGUGUCACAAAGCAAACCCAGAGGGAGACAAGAAAGGAGACAAAGCUGCUGCAGAACACAAGAAUAAGAAGCCUCAGCCAGGGGAGAAGCUAGGUGUGUUCUCCCAGUCCCACUACUACCUGAAUCUGUAUCGCUUCAAGGCUGUGGGGAAAGAUGAUCUGGACCUACAUGCAGGGGACCAGCUCACAGUGAUAGAUGACUCCAAUGAGGAGUGGUGGAGGGGAAAGAUAGGGCGGAGGUCUUGCUUCCUGCCAGCUAACUACAACAUCAGGGUGCGUUCUGGGGAGAGGGUUUACAAGGUGACACGUUCCUUCGUAGGUAACAGAGAGAUGGGACAGAUCACCCUGAAGAAAGACCAGAUCGUUGUGAAGAAAGCCAUUCACCUCCUUUCCUAUCUGAAAGUGAUGGACAGAAUGGACGGCUGUCACGAAAACCCGUACAACAGCGAUGGACAGAAGCUGGGGUUCUUCCCUGCCAAUCUUCUCCGGGACAUCUGA